Helicoverpa zea (corn earworm) is the source of this 2858-nucleotide messenger RNA. RefSeq lists its product as uncharacterized. The transcript has 12 exons. NCBI's taxonomy places the organism in Eukaryota, Metazoa, Arthropoda, Insecta, Lepidoptera, Noctuidae. Gene Ontology annotation, biological process: proteolysis. The record is from RefSeq and is a predicted model, not a curated record. The coding region runs from base 34 to 2469 and encodes 811 amino acids. Gene Ontology annotation, molecular function: metallocarboxypeptidase activity; zinc ion binding.
GAUAACUUAAACGUCAACGUAAGGCAUCAUGCUAUGUCAAAAUAUGAAGAAUUUGUUAUCAUGAAAACUUAUGGAUUUUUGAUAGCAUUAGGAUUUAUACAACUAGUUUUGUGCAACCACGACCAUAAUAAUAUUACUGACUAUGAUUUGUACCCUGUUUGUCCCGUUCGAUAUUUCCGUCGAAAAAGAUCCUACACAGAAUACACGCGAUGGCGCGCUAAUCAAGAAACUACAAACGAGUUCCUAGUGAAGGUUUUAGAUGAAGAUUUACCAACGACUCAAUCACAGCAAAUUAUUGCUGUGAACAUUCAGCCAGUUACUAAGGGAGGUGAGAAGAUUAUCAUCGGUGGUGCAAAGGUCCCUCCACCAACAACUGCGUCGGCUACCACUGAAGCGGUUAAAGAUUAUACCCGAUUUGUGCCUCCUACUACAGCAUCAAUGGCUCGAGCAGAAGGGGGGGAACUUUAUCUUGCUCCGAUAGCUCCACCUGCUCCGACAAAUGCACCUAUUCCGGCAUUGCAUCCAAAGGGCAGCUAUGCUGGUCGAAAUUCACAACGUGAUGAUAGUCCACCUGCCAGCCCUCAGUUCCUAGCGCGGACACCGGUGUUGAUGGCACGUCAGUACGCACCUAUAGCUCCAGUCGCAUUCAGUCGUCGUACAACCAUUGCUCCGUUAACUCCACCAGUCGUCCAUAGUUAUGAGCAAGGAUCAGUACCACAGUCAUUAACUCCUACUCGGACCCAACCAUACUCAGAAAUUACACUGCCGACUAGAACUACAACUGAUUUAGAUGAAUUCCAAAGAUAUUCUUCAUUUGAAGAAGCAACUACAACGCGUGAACAUUUAACUCGGACCACUUAUGCGGUUCCGGACAGAACAACAAUACCCUUCGAGUUUACUAGGUCUAAUGAAUUGGAAGUAGAAAUUGAAUCAACGACUGAAAGAAAAUAUUUUGAAGAUGGUAGAAGACGGGAAGAGGAAACUAAAAAAAUUGCUGAAAAAGAUUCUGAGUCUUCAUAUAACAUGAUGUUUUAUAGUGACGACGAUAGUGACUCCGGCUCCAAAAAAGAAGAUCCAGAUACUAGUGAUAACUAUGAUGACAAAAAAGGUAACCAAGAAGAAGCUGCAGAAAAAGAUCUUCCAGACUCUAAAGAUAACGACACUGAGGACCAAGAUAUAAAAAAAUCCUCGGUUAUUAAAGAUUUGCAAAUAGAACAGGAAGAAGAUGCUGCGGUCAACGUCACAAGAAGGAUGACUACUAAAGGUGUCAUUGGCAUUCCUGCCAUAGAGAUAGUAUCGACCCAAGGAUUUAAAGACACACUCAGAGAUAAACGCCGCCCGUUUUGCAGUUUACUUAAGCUAAGACAAUUGAAUUUUAAUUCGCCACGAACAUUAGCAGAGAUAACAAGUCAAUUAAAGCAGUGGGCGGAAGAUAGUCCCGUAGCUAAAUGGAUAGAUAUUACUGAUGGAAAUUAUACCGCAAUGGAAAAUCCUAUUUACAUGAUGAUGGUAGAUGAUCCCAGCAGUGGUCAAAUUGUAUCCGCGAAGCAAACUGUCAUGAUUGUUGCAGGUAUGCAAGGGCGAGACCACCAUGCAGUAGCUGCUGCUAUGUACGUCUUAUAUCAACUAGUAGAGCGAAGUGAAGCUCAUGCUGACCUACUCACAAAAUACCGUUUCUGGGUCAUACCUGUAUUCAACCCCGAUGGAUACGACUACUCCAUGACAUUUCCACACAGACGAGAAUGGUCCAAAAAUUUGCGUCAGUUAUGGGAUACAUGCAAAGGACGCGAAACAUGUAAAGCGUGUGAGAGCCACGGCUUGCGAUGUACUAUACAAUCAUGUUAUGGUGUUAAUCUUGAUAGAAAUUUUGAAUAUCAAUGGAUACCUGCGGACGAGCUUCGAGCAGAGCACCCCUGCGGCAGCCUGUACGCGGGCUCGCGACAACUCAGCGAGGCGGAGACGCGCGCUCUCACGCACUUCAUGCACGACCAGCACACGCCACUGUUCACCUUCAUUGCUUUUAAAGAAGGCGAUGUUCUGGGAGUUUUGUAUCCAUAUUCGCACACUAAGAAGAAGCGUGCUUUUGAUCACGUAUACAGACAACGGGCGUCGAGGGCGGCAGCAGCUGCCUACAGUAUUGGCAAUCGACCGUAUGUGGCCGGACAAACAUCCGAGUUCUUACCUUUAUACGCUGGCGGUAUAGAGGACUGGGUCGAUGGCCACUUGGGCAUCGACAACACAUACACAAUUAUGAUGUUCCGACCCACGGACUCAUACAACUCUAAACUUAUUACAGAGCGUGUUGUCCACGAAGCAUACGCAGCAAUGGACACCCUACUUCUUCAGAGUCUGGAGCCUAUGGGCCCUCCGCCGGUGACGCUGACCAGGACUGGUCAGGCUUCAGUUACGCUACCAAGUUCACAACAUAUGUUGAUUGUAAUUUCUAUAUAUUUACUACUUAAUGGUUAACUCCAUCACCUUUUAUGGUAUUAGCAAUAACGUAUAUUUUAUGAUUAGAAUGUCAGUAGCUAAUAUCGAACGACGUGACGUGUUUCUGUGAUGCAAUUAGAAAACUUUGUUUUUUCUGAUAGUUCUAAAAGAAAACAGGUCUAAUUUAAAUGGUUGAUUGUCCUUUUGUUGUUUACAAUUUGUAUGUCAGUAUAUCAUUGUUAAACCUAUAUCUAUCUGAGAGCUUAUCUUUUCAUAAAACCUCGGUAUUUUCUCUAAGCAAUCAUUACAAUUCAGUGUGCAUCAGUUAGUAAUGAAUGGUUUGAAUAAUUAUGUUUUGCUUUUAUAUGUCAACUUAUGUAUAUUACCUUACAUUUAAAUAAAUGAGUUUUCUUUGAAAGUUUGACAUA